This is a messenger RNA of Xyrichtys novacula (pearly razorfish), 3869 nucleotides long. The record is from the annotation of a GenBank genome assembly. NCBI's taxonomy places the organism in Eukaryota, Metazoa, Chordata, Actinopteri, Labriformes, Labridae.
GUGCUUUUGACGUCAUGUUGUAGUUACUCUGAUUGGCUGUCUCCAGACUGGUGCUGAUGUGGUGUUCCCAAGUUAGCAAGUCUCCUGUACCGAAUUAAACCAGAAGACUUUUGAUCAAAAUAAUAUCGUUUUUUGGUAAAUAAUGCCUUUCUAUCAGACAUGGGAAGAGUUCGCUCGUGCAGCAGAAAAACUGUACCUAACAGAUCCAAUGAAGGUAAAUAACUACAUGUAAUUGUAACGUAUGGUUAGCAUGCUAGCUGCGUAGCGUGUUAUACCAAAGAGCAUGAUCGUGUCUAAAAACUACCGGUUUGAUUUUUUUUAAUGUGUGCUGACAAUCUCCGUCCUUUUUCAGGUCAGAGUGGUCCUCAAAUACAGACACUGCGAUGGUAACCUUUGCAUUAAAGUGACCGACAAUGCUGUGGUAAGUGACCGUAGGAUCGCGUCUAAACCGCUUGUCUGGAAAAGUGUUGUCCAAGCUGUAUUAACUUACAUUUAACCCUCUAGUAAGACAAAAUUGGGUGCUUUGAAAGGCGCCUCUAAAUAAAAUGUAUUAUUUUUAUUUUUGGGCCUGCAGCUCUUUUCUUUUUGAUUGCAUGAAACAGUCGGCGAUCGUGAGUGACUCAUCAGGACAGCUUUUAUCAAAGUGAUCAAAAACAGCCUCAUCAGGGAAUCCUCACUGAUGAGAGCUGUAGACUGCUGCCACAUGUGAUCAGCUGGUUUCCUCUGAUUCGGAAAGUUCCGGUUUACUGCAGUAUUGCCAGGCAGUUCAUAAGUAACUCCUAGGGGUGCGCCAAUCACAAUUUUCUGGCCGAUCACUAAUCGCCGAUCUUUAAAAAGCUUGACCUGCCGAUACCAAUUUUGGCCGAUUUUUUUUUUUUUUUAAAUAACUGACAACAUACACCUUCAAUGCUCCUAUUACUGAUAAACACUGAACAGUACUUGUGAAACAAUACAAUCUUUUUGUGUUUGUUUUAACUGCACAUGAGGUAGUUCUCUCAAAUAUAAAUGAAACGUUUAGAAUAUUGCUGUCCAAACUACUAAAUUAUACCAGUUCCUUUAGUCUUUUACUUUUUUAAAAAUUAACAAUACUUGCGCAACACGUCACACUGCAGGCCUGUUUUGAUCCUCUUACCAAAAUAAAUUGCACAGCAGUAUUUUCCUUUUACAAAUAAAGGAAAUCAGAAGGUUUGAGGAAGUUAGUAAAAUAAUAAUAUACAGGACAAACUAACAACACAACAUAAACCACCAAUAAACUGUCCUGAGUUUUAGGUCGUGUUCACACCUAAAGGUCUGAUUCCUGAUUUGAAUCCAAGGCAAGACGAUACAUUUGUUUUGAUUGUUUGAUCGAUGAGCCAGCGGAUUUAUCGGUGCAUGUUUAGUUUCUCCUGUCACUUCUUUGCUCGGUUGACUUUCAUUCUUCAUCUGUGAAACCAAACUCAUUAAAGUGUCCUCUUGUGUUCAUAGGAAACACGCCAUCUGUGUCUAGAUCUCACAAAGUUAUGCCUUGUGAUACGUGAGGCAGUCCUCCCUAUGUUUGGUAGAUUUAACUUAACAGUGGUUGUUUUGUUUUGCUGAUUCCACAGUGUUUACAGUACAAGACAGACCAGGCCCAGGACGUGAAGAAGAUCGAGAAGCUCCAUGGAAAACUGAUGAGACUCAUGGUGUCCAAAGAGACACACAGCGGUGCCAUGGAGACGGACUGACGGACUCUACAGGAAUAAGAGCACAUGGACUGAGUUCAGUGGAUGCUGGGUUGUUGAGAGCACAGUACCAUCAGAGUGCAACGCAAAGUCUGAGAUGAGCAGAAGUAAAGAGGGAAUAAGAUUGAUCCAGCUGCUUUCACUGAUUGGAUACCAUCAGAGAUCUGAUUUAAAUACUGUAUAUAUUUUAUUCUCUCAGGAUUUUGUUAUUUUUGCUACAUGCUAAGUCAAUAAAAAUCCCACUAUUCUACAUGUCCAUACUGGGCAUUUCUUCAUAUCUCUGAUGGUAUAAAUAAAAGAAGGUGCAGAAAAGGCAGCUGAGUGAUUUAAGGAAUGAAAGAAGGAGAAAAUGUUGGGUCUGGGGUGUGAAAUGUACAAAAAGAACAAAUCCUGCUGCUGUGUAAGCAGCGCUGGUACCUUGUUUUCUUUAAAGGAGGAUAGUAUUUAUUUUUUGUUUUGUUUUUAAAGGAGACGUAAAAGACGGGCUAAGACGGUGCUAAUUGUUUUUUGUGGUUGACAUCAAAGUCGGGGUCAAUUUUAGCACAGCUUUUACUUUCAUUUUCGAAGUCCAUAUGGACAUGUGCCACACAAUUGAAUAAGGAUGUUUUGAUUUCUCAAAAAUAAUUUCCCUGAUGAAAACCCAAUGCCUCCAAAUGCCAAUUCACCAAGCUAAGUAUCUGUGCUACAUGUUGAAUAAAUGUUUAGUUGCCCUAGUACAGUCCAUCUCAGCUGUUUUUAUUUUGUGUGAAGAUUUGAUGGAAUACAUGUAGGACCAAAAACGUUUGCUAAAAGGAGUUCAGGGUGUGGCAUUUUGGGUAAAUCUUAAAAAUGCAGGUGGGAAAAGAAACUGUGAUAGUUUCAGUAAACCGUUUCAGUCUGAAUCAAGUGAAGUCUCUGAACCAACAUACGCCACAGAUGGUCAACAAAUCAACUUCAUUCAUCUUUGAAAUGUGUGCAUGGAUAUUCAAUGAGCACAACUAAUUAAGGGUAGAGUUGAAAAUCAUAGGGUCAUGGGGAUCUAACCUCUCUGUUAAGAUGUAAAAUAACGUGGUUGAGGUCUCUUUGUGGUACACAGAAGGUAGCAGCAAACUGAAACUGAAGAGACAGAAAUUGUGUGUUUGUGCGCAGAACUAAUCCAGGCCCCAAAACGUGGAAAGAAACACAACGGCUACAACCUGAAAACCAUUGUAAAACUUUUUAAAAAUUCUAAUGAAGUUUAAAGGGAUAUUCUGGCGUAAAAUUAAGUUAGGGUCAAACACACUGUAACACAAAGUUAGACACCCUGUCAAGAGAUGAAUGUUGCAGAAAGCUUGCUUCUCUACUUAUACCAACUUAAGCAACGACCGCACAUUAGCAAUACACAGCGGUCUCAGGAGCCAUGCGCUCAACCGAAAAGCCACUCUAUAGCCACAAAUAAUGCAUGCAUGCUUAUAAUGUACAUAUAAGGUCCCAACCAUAGUACUAACCACCAAACAUCUUUUUAGCUUUGCCUAAUUUCUUUAGCAAUUCACCUACUCCUUUCCAGCAGCCGCUUGUUUGUAUGGAGACCCCUGGGUGAUUCCAUCCAUGCAGUGGGGUGACGCAGCUCAAGGAAGAACAUUUAUGAUCGCUACUUUAUCAUUUCCUUGAAGUAAUUAUCACCAUAUUAAUCAUUUUGCACUGCAGACGCUGUAGUUCUUCUGCCUCAGCAUCUCGGUCUGAUUGUAUUUCCAUGAAGAAAUUAUCAUAAAUGUUCUUCAUUGAGCUGCGUCACCCCUCCUCAGUCUGUAAUGGACUGGCUUGAGGUCUCGCGACAAAUAAGCGGCUGCUGGAAGAGAGUAGGUGAGUUGUGUUUUGCUGAAGAAAUUAGGCAAAGUUAAAAAGAUGUUUGGUGGCUAGUGUUGUGGCUGGAACCCUAUAUGUACUGUUGAUGAAGUUAGGUGCUGUUCUGAACAUUAUUUGUGGCUAUAGAGUGGCUUUUUGGUUGAGCUCGUGGCUCUCUGUAUUGCUAUCGGUCGUUACCGAAGUUGGCAUAACUAGAGAAGCAAGCAGUCAGCAAGCAUUCAUCUCUAGACGGGGUGUCUAACUCAGUGUUACGGUGUGUUUGACCCUAACCUAAUUUUAUGACAGAAUAUUCCUUUAAUGUACCCUGAAAAUACAGGUGAAUAAAAUUAAACCCAACAAAUAUUG